This is a messenger RNA of Drosophila biarmipes, 1628 nucleotides long. RefSeq names its product vitellogenin-1. Bases 50 to 1282 code for a protein of 410 amino acids. NCBI's taxonomy places the organism in Eukaryota, Metazoa, Arthropoda, Insecta, Diptera, Drosophilidae. The record is from RefSeq and is a predicted model, not a curated record. Gene Ontology annotation, biological process: lipid metabolic process. The transcript has 3 exons. Gene Ontology annotation, molecular function: lipase activity.
AUUGUCACUUGGCUUCCGGCACUCAGUUCUCACCGAGUUCUCGUCCAGGAUGCCACGAAUUGCGCUGAAGACGCUUCCGCUCCAGGUGCUGCUCCUGCAGCUGCUGGCCUCCAUUCCCUCGGGCCACUCCAUCGAAUGGACUCUUACGGAUAUAAUAGAGUCCGCCGGAAAGGUGGGCACCAGCAUCGUGGACCCCAGCCUCCUGCCCACGCCCCAGGGCCUCCUCGACGGCAGCAAGCAGCUCAUCGCCGGCUACCCCUUCGAGUUCGUGUCCAACUCCAUCAACACUAUUUGUUCCCAGGCUCUGGCCUCGAACAAAAUCAGGUCGAAGUACAUGCCGGACAUCAACAAAAUGAACUUCCAGCUGCAAACGACCUGCGCAAAGGUCAACUUCAAACUCACCGAGGCGGAGUCCAUGUGGAAGAGUCCGCUGUUUGAUCCCAAGAAGAAGGUCGUCAUCCUGGCCACCGGAUGGACCACCACCAUCAAUGGGUCGGAUACCAUCGAUGAGUUCUCGAAGGCCUACAAUUGCCGCGGCGACGUCAACUUUGUGGCGGUGGACGCCGCUCGUUUCGUGGACACCCUGUACACCUGGUCGGCCUUCAACACGGAGGAGAUUGGGGAGAACAUAGCCGUGGGACUGGUGAAGCUGCUGGACCUGGUGCCGGUGGACAACAUCCACCUGAUCGGGCACAGCUUGGGUGCCCACAUUGUGGGAGCGGCUGGUCGGCACCUGCACCGCCUGACCAACCAGACCAUUCCCAGGAUCACGGGACUGGAUCCGGCCAAGCCCUGUUUUAACGAGGGCGAAGUCCUCUCGGGUCUGAUGCGCGGAGAUGGCCGCUUCGUGGACGUGAUCCACAGCAAUCCCGGAGUGCUGGGCAAGCGGGAUCCGCUGGGCGACGUGGACUUCUACCCGGGCGGAAUGGGACCCCUGCCGGCGGGCUGCUUCUCGGUGACCUGUGCGCACGCCCGCUCCUGGGAGUACUUCGCGGAGACCAUCUAUCCGGGAAGCGAGAAUAACUUCCCGGCCACACGCUGCAAUUCUAUGUCCCGUCUCCGGGAUUUCCGCUGUCCGGGCCACGAGGUGCCCAUGGGCUACGCCGUGCCCCACGACGUGAAGGGCAACUACUUCCUGGAGGUGAGCGGCUCCUCGCCCUACGGCUCGCGCGCCUCCAUUGUGCGACAGGCCCACAUGGCGGAGUGCGGCAAGUGUCCCGCCUCCUCGACGACCACUGAGGAGCCGACUUCCACGACGAAGAACUCGAGAUCGUGGUUCUGAGGAGGAGGAGGAGGUCUUCUUCGGUGCCUUCCCAUAAUAUAUCCUAAGAUAGUUUUAGGUAUUGCAUUAAUUUUUUCUUUUUUUUUGAUGAUCGUCUUAACCCGACCCGAAUGCGGUCGAUAUGCAAUAUACAACUUGCCUUCUCAGCGUUGACAAUUCAAUUAAAGCUGUGUUUAUUAUGCUUAUGCAAAGUCCAAACAGCGUUGGGAGCUGGCUCUCGAAGUUGGAAUACCCUUUCCAUGUGAUACCGAAGGAGAGUGUUAGUGAUAGGAUAUAUAAAUGCAUAAAUACCGUACCAUGUGACCAUUGAAUUACAUACAAAUAAAAUAUUUAAUUAUUAUCUAAA